Pyricularia grisea is the source of this 615-nucleotide messenger RNA. RefSeq lists its product as uncharacterized. Gene Ontology annotation, molecular function: structural constituent of ribosome. The record is from RefSeq and is a predicted model, not a curated record. Bases 1 to 615 code for a protein of 204 amino acids. Gene Ontology annotation, biological process: mitochondrial translation. The transcript has a single exon. Lineage: Eukaryota; Fungi; Ascomycota; Sordariomycetes; Magnaporthales; Pyriculariaceae. Gene Ontology annotation, cellular component: mitochondrial large ribosomal subunit.
AUGGGCAAGCUUCCGUCACACCUCCUCCCGGCGCGAGCCUCAACACUCCUCGCCGGCAACGCCACCCGACCGACCCUCUCGCCCGCACACAUGACAACCGAGACCGUGAGCAGGACGGGCGGCAGCAGCAGCAGCAGCAGCCAGCAGGUGCGACACGCGACGUUGAUCCACCGGCCCCGGCGCCCCUACACAUUUACGCAGAUGGUUCAGCUGUCAGACGGCAGCACCUACACGGUCCGGACCACGAGCCCGCACGCCAUCUACCGCUCCGCCAAGGACACGCGCAACAACGCCCGCUGGCAGCCCUCGGACUCGUCGCUGCGCAACGUAGAGGUCGACGAGGCCGGAAAGCUGGCAGCCUUCAGAGAGCGUUUCGGUCGCGGCUGGGACGCCGCCAAGAAGGAGGACCCUCGCGCUGCGGCUGCGGCUGACGGAGGUGCUGCUAAUCAGGCUGCGGCUGCUGCUGCUGCUGCCCCCGAGGAGGACUUCUUGGAUUUGACCGACCUUAUUGGAGGAUAUGCCACGGCUGCUGGUAUGGACACUGGUGCAACAGGUAUGAAUGCAAAGGAGGCCGCCAAGGCGGAAAAGGCAGGAAAGAAGAAGGGCAAGAAAUAA